Ceratina calcarata is the source of this 1513-nucleotide messenger RNA. RefSeq names its product Bardet-Biedl syndrome 4 (gene BBS4). The record is from RefSeq and is a predicted model, not a curated record. The transcript is spliced from 10 exons. Lineage: Eukaryota; Metazoa; Arthropoda; Insecta; Hymenoptera; Apidae. Gene Ontology annotation, biological process: cilium assembly; protein localization to cilium. Gene Ontology annotation, molecular function: protein binding. Bases 51 to 1394 code for a protein of 447 amino acids. Gene Ontology annotation, cellular component: ciliary basal body.
UUUCGUUAUUGUUCCGUGUUUCGUUUCGCUUUUGUUAGAUUAUUUUAAUAAUGUCUAACAAUGUCAUCAGUAACGGUAGAAUUCGGCAACAGACGGCCGUGCAGCAACGAUUGUCGAAUGACAAGGGAAAAAAAGCUCCGGAAAUACCGGCGAUAGAGAAUAACAAUUGGUUGCUGCAUCGGCAUUACACGCGACACGAGUACAAGACGUGUAAAAUUUUGAUCGACCAGGAAUUGAAACGAUCGAACGGGCACAACGAAUACGCGAAUUAUUUAAUAGGCUUGAUACUGAGGAGGGAGGGGAAGAUUCAGGAUUCAUUAAAUUAUUUCCAAAUCGCCUAUAACAUCAACUCGACAAACGUUAACAACGUGAAGCAAAUAGCCAAAUCCUUCAUGAUAAUGGGAAGCCACAAACGUGCUGUCGAUGCGUACCUGGAAGCCGAGAAGCUAUCGAAUGUACCGGACUGGGAAAUUUAUCUGAACCUCGGUGAAUGUUGUUUGAAACUGAAUCAGUUGUACGAAGCGAAGAUGCAUUUAAGGAAGUCGAUCGAGUUGACGAAAAACGAAUUUCCGUACAUCGUCCUCGCGAAAGUUUGUCUCCUCGAGGAUCACGUUGCAGAAGCCCAGAACGCUUACACGGCAGCUCUUAGCGGAAACCCUGAGAGUCUGGAAGCCGCAACGGAAUUGGGACUCCUUUAUCUUAAAACUGGUGAUGUUCAACAAGCGUUUCAACAAUUCGGGACCGUGCUAGCUCAUUAUCCAAAUUGCACGGAGGCAAUUCUACCGAUAGCUUAUAUAAUUCAGAAUCACCAAGAGUACGACGUGGCACUGUCGAAAUACAAGGUAGCCGCGCAAUCGAUACCGGAAUCGUACGCCUUGUGGAACAACGUGGGAAUGUGUUUUUACGGGAAGCAGAAAUUUGUAGCCGCAAUUAGCUGUUUGAAGAGAGCGCACUAUCUAAAUCCGAUGGCAUUUCUGCCCGCCUACAAUUUAGGCAUGGUCUUUCUCAGCACCGGGCAGCCAGCCUCGGCCGCAAUUUAUUUGUGCGCCGCGGUCAGCGCUGACCCGAAAAACUUCAUGCCGUAUCUGCUGCUCGGUCUCGCUCUGAAGCGUUUGGACGACCUGGUAGGUGCGGAAAAGGUGUUGCAAAAGGCUCACGCCCUCGCCCCGCAAGAUCCGUUGGUAUUAAUUAAUUAUGCCGUUGUGCUAGAAGCUGUCGGCGAUGGGAACUCGGCGGCUGAAUUUUUAACGGCGUUAAACGAUAUCGCAGCCGUGAUCGAUGUGGAUGUCCAGAUAACGCAGAUGGCGAAGAAACUGUCGGUGAAACUCGAACAGGACAAGGCAGCUGGAAAACCGGAAGGGGAAACUAGGAUAUUGAGCUCGGACGAAGUUUGAAAUUUAGUUUGAAAAAUAAAGGAUUUUGUUGUUUCUGCGAGUGUGUAUUGAAUUGGGGAUAAUAAAGGAGUGUGACGACGUUCUCAUCAAUUUAUAAUACUCGCGACAUUCUUCCUGAA